Caenorhabditis bovis is the source of this 4215-nucleotide messenger RNA. The record is from the annotation of a GenBank genome assembly. NCBI's taxonomy places the organism in Eukaryota, Metazoa, Nematoda, Chromadorea, Rhabditida, Rhabditidae.
AUGGAUGAUCCAUCGCUGAUGCCGGAUCUAUCGCAUCUAUCGGCGGAGGAGCGUGAGAUCAUCGAACAGGUAUUCAAAAGACAGCGCGAUGAAGAAGCUAAGGAAACACAAAUGUCGCAAAAAGCGACGGAAGAGCUUUCCGAGCUCGACAAACAGAUUAACGAGAGGAAAGAAACAUCUCGAAAACUUGUUGGUACUCAAGAUGAUGCGAUUUGUCAGAUUUGUCAAAAAACCAAAUUUGCGGACGGAAUCGGCCACAAGUGCUUCUACUGCCAGCUUCGAAGUUGUGCCAGGUGUGGAGGACGAGCGCAGAGCAAGAAUAAGGCUAAAUUUGGACGCCAUCAAACUAUCGGAUUACAGGCGAUUUGGGCUUGUUCGCUAUGCCAGAAGCGUCAGCAAAUUUUGGCAAAGACUGGCAAAUGGUUUCAACCCGAAGACAACGUUUCGCAGCCCAAAAUUAGUGUCUCUGGUCCUAGUGGGACGUCACCAUCGCCGCAUAGCCAAUCGCAAUCAUCAUUGUCAGCACAUCAAGAACCACAAUCAGCUUCUCAAGACCAAAUGUUUGAGUUGAAUUUAAUCAGAGAGAAACCUUCGAGGAAUACGAAUAUGAACAACCGAUACCCGCAUGACAACCAAGAUCAGCCAAUGAAUCAGAAUCACAAUAAUUAUCAACAGCAAAAUCACAAUCAGAAUCAUGGGUCAAAUAUGAACUCGAAUAUGACACAAACAAAAAUGGGUAGAACCGACGAUUGUCGAACAGAUGAUAAUCGACGUGGAAAUAAUAUGUUCCGACAACAAUCGAUAGAAAGGAACAACACACAGCAGAUGCAUAGUCAAAAUGUGAUGGAAAAUGAUGUUAAUCAAAGACCUACAUUUUAUACGGAAAAUUCAAAUGAAAUCGAUCAAAAGCCAAUAGAUGCUCCACAGAUGAAUGAUCAAUCGACACGAAAUUCUACAGCAAUGCGGGUUACCGAAGACGAUUACUCAACGUCCGCCAAUUUUGAAUCAAAAAAGCAACGAAACAAUCAUAACUCAUUGCAACAGAUCCCUCAGGUUCGACCGUGUCCUCCAGCCGAUGAUCAUAUGAGUCGGGUUCGAAAUAGACUUCACAGGCAACUCCGGUCGAUGUCAUCAUCUGAAGAAGAUAUCCUUGCCAACUCUGCGCUGAAAACGUCAACAUCCGCUGUGGUAGCGGCUGGCGGAAAAACAUACCACGAAGAUUCAAGUUCAUCCAGUGUUCAACGUCUUUCCGAGGAGUGCAAUUCUGAAAAGGACUUACUUCGAUACAUUUAUGGCGAUCGGCAGAAUAUGGAGCAACACCAAAACUCGAUCAACAACAUGAAAGGAAUUCAACCAAGACGUAGGGAAAAGUCACUCUCAGUUUCUCCAUCGUCAAGAAAUCAUCACGACCAGUUCGGUGGUCCAAGUAUUGCUCCAGGCGGUGAUUUACUAGCGUCGAGAAUUCGAACAUUUCUUUCACAUCCUGUCACCUGGCAGCCAUCUGCAGACCAAAAACGUCUGAUAGGUCAUAUGAUUCUUCAUCGGACAGAAAACAGCGCUUCGAACGGAGACCUUGGUCUUAAAAUUGUUGGCGGCCGACGCACAGACACAGGAAAACUAGGAGCAUUCAUCACUCAAGUUAAGCCCGGAAGCGUUGCUGAUACAAUUGGAAGAUUACGACCCGGAGAUGAAGUUGUUGAAUGGAACGGGCAGUCAUUGCAAAAUGCGACCUAUGAGCAAGUUUACGAUAGUAUAGCAGCCAGUCGAUAUGACACGCAAGUGGAGUUGAUUGUGAGCAGAAAUGCUGUUUUGCCGGGUGGUGACGAUUUCCUGAAUUUGACUCAGAAUGCUGCUGGGUUUCCUGCGAAGCCUUAUGCUCCAAAGCAGUUUCAAAGACAACUACCCAACCCAGAACUUUUUGCUGAUCCCACUAUUCCUGCUCAAUUAUUGUCUCAUUCACAAUCAGCGGUUUUCGCGCAGACCAACACACUUCCAACACGGAAUCGUAGCACAUCUAGCUAUUACUAUCCUGACGUCGACCUUGGUGUCCCUCCUGUUGCGCCCUAUAGAGAGGCUCCAAAUGCUCAGCCAUAUGGAACCGGUCACAUCUUUGGUCGCUUAGAAGUUUCCUUUGUCUAUUCGCAUCAUGACAGGCAGCUUUCUGUUGCGCUUGAAAGAGCACAUGAUUUACCACCGAGGCCAGACGGCACACUCCGGAAUCCCUACGUCAAACUUUUCCUUUUGCCCGAUCGAAGCGAGAAAUCGCGAAGGCAAUCUGCCGUCAUUGCCGAAACAUUGAUGCCCGUAUGGAAUGAAGUAUUUUAUUACAAUGGGCUCACUGAGCCAAUGAUAAUGCAGAGAGUGCUCGAGAUCACCGUGUGGGACUAUGACAAAUUUGGCACGAACAGUUUCCUUGGUGAAACGCUCAUCGACCUUGCUGCAGUUCCACUGGAUGGCAAUCACUCAUUGAUGUGCACAUUAGUAGACAUGGACGAUGAUAAUCCAUUGAGAACUAGAUUAAAACUUCGAAAAUCCUCGCACCAUCACGUACCGCCUUAUCGUCGCCCUCAAUCGGAACUUAACUACUAUAAUGAUCACUCAAACUAUUACAAUGAAGUAGGACGAAGUGGUCACGAUCGCGACGAUGAACAUGAUGAAUAUCUCGACGACGACGAUAUGGAGAAUGACAUGGAUUUGGCGCGAACACCUGCUGGAAUGGUGCGCAAAAGUCGCACCUAUGACCGACAGCGACGCGAUAAAUUGCAUGGCUAUGCGGAUUGGACAAUGAAUCGACAAUCGGGAUAUAUGUCAGAUCACGGGUACGGCAAAAAUUCGAUGAUGCCAAGAACAUAUAAUCGCCGACAACACAGGAGACCAAGAAGUGCCACAGCUCUCAUGCAUAUGGGACCUGAAGAAAUGUACGAUCAUAAGAAAUAUUUUCGUGGGAGAGCUGAAGAAGACGACUAUCAUGGAUCAAAUGGAUCACAUGGUUCUCAAUACUACGCGGGGGAAAAUACAAUGUAUGAAGAUUCGAGAUAUAAAAUUCCUUCCACUCAACGUUUCGGCGCUCCAUCUCAGGCACCUCCGGCAAUAGGCGCUCCCGGACAGCCGGCUCAAAUUCAGGGCCCGCCACAGGCUCAGCAACCACAGCUACCGCUUCCACCAUCACUGCAGCAGCAACAAUUGCAGCAACAGCAGCAGCCAAAGCAGCAGACGGCGACGCAGCAACAGCAGCGGCAACAGAUGCCGCAGCAGGGUUACUAUAGCGAUGGAAGCGAGACAAUGAGUGUGCACUCUUGCAAUAGUAUGCCCAUGAUUACAACAAUCAAUCGCCGAAAUAUGGCUCAAAAUUCCAACGACAAUACUUCCUCAUUCGAAGAGCAAUCGAGAAAAACUGAGGUCUCCAAAGUUUCAUCAAUGGCUAGUUCUUCGUCUGUUCCCAAUAGCGCAACUGCAUCGAAUAACGCUUCAUCUAACACUUUAAUGAAAGAACGAAAGAAGAGUCUCAUGACUCGAUUCAUUCCAGGUCGCUCUGGUGAAGGUAAGCGUACUGGAUUUGCGAGAUCCGAAGAGGUUGGAAUUCCGGGAAACAUGUCAUCCGAUAGGCUUGUUGAGCCAACCCCUCCAUUUCUAAAACAAGCCAGCAAGGAAAGUACUGAUUCGGCCCAUUCCGACAAUUGGCUCCCCGUUCUUGCCGAUGGGCCACUUGGUUCAUUCGUAGAUAAUCUUGGUCCAGGACAAGUUGUUGGACGUCAAGUUCUUGCAUCUCCAGUUCUUGGCGAAAUUCAAAUUGGCAUUAUGGCUGGGCGCAGUGGAAUCGACGUGGAGAUCAUUCGAGCCAAGAAUCUCGUGGUUAAGCCCGGUGUGAAAAUUUGUCCAGCGCCGUACGUCAAAGUAUACUUAAUGGAAGGCAAGCAAUGCGUUGCGAAGGCAAAGACCAACGCGGCUAAUAAGACGACGUCACCGCUUUUCCAGCAGCAUUUGAUAUUCAAUGACAGUCCAAAGAAGAAAAUGCUACAAAUUACGGUGCUUGGUGACUAUGGGAGAAUGGAAAGGAAGACAUUCAUGGGAAUCGCGCAAAUUCGUCUUGAUGAUCUCGAACUCGGUGCUCAACCGCUCAUUGGCUGGUACAAACUGUUCCAUAGCUCAUCAUUAGCUGGAACCGGUCCGGUUCGCAAGGACUCCGAUGUGUCCGUUGGAGGUGCUCAACAAUAA